This is a messenger RNA of Penicillium brevicompactum, 1386 nucleotides long. RefSeq lists its product as uncharacterized. The transcript is spliced from 5 exons. Gene Ontology annotation, biological process: amino acid transmembrane transport. Lineage: Eukaryota; Fungi; Ascomycota; Eurotiomycetes; Eurotiales; Aspergillaceae. The record is from RefSeq and is a predicted model, not a curated record. Gene Ontology annotation, molecular function: amino acid transmembrane transporter activity. Gene Ontology annotation, cellular component: vacuolar membrane. The coding region runs from base 1 to 1386 and encodes 461 amino acids.
AUGUCAGAGAAACACGAGAAGUCAUUAAGUCCUGUUCCUUCACACGAAGGCCAGGUGCUAGAAGCACAGCACGAUGCUGUCUUUGGUGAAAUCACCGAAGAAGGCCCCAAUUACCGCAAUGUAGGAUGGCUGGGCACAGCAGUCUUGAUGAUGAAGACCCAAAUUGGUCUCGGAGUCUUGUCCAUUCCUGUCGCCUUCGAUUCAUUAGGCAUAGUUCCCGGCGUAAUCGUUCUGAUUGUGAUUGCCGCGAUCACUACAUGGUCCGACUACAUUAUCGGUGUUUUCAAACUGAAACACCGCGAGGUCUACGGAAUUGAUGAUGUCGGCGAGCUGUUACUUGGUCCCAUUGGAAGAAUCUUGCUUGGAGGCGCAUUCGUCCUUUGGUGGGUCUUCGUCGCCGGCUCGGGAAUGCUGGGAAUUUCCAUCGGCCUCAAUGCUGUCUCCGACCACGCCGUUUGCACAGCCGUCUACGUUGCCAUUGCUGCGAUUGUGGCAUGUAUCCUCGGUAGUAUCCAAACAUUAGGCCGUCUCUCCUGGCUCGCUUGGAUCGGUCUGUUCUCCAUUCUAACCUCAAUCUUGAUCGUCACUGUCGCCGUCGGUAUCCAAGACCGCCCAACAGCCGCUCCUAAGGAUGCCGUCUGGGUUCCAGACUACAAGAUCGUCGGAGACCCAGACUUCACCAGCGCCAUUACCGCCGUCUGCACCAUCGUGUUCGCUUACGCCGGUACCCCCGCCUUCUUCUCCAUCGCCGCCGAGAUGCGAGAGCCCCGUCACUUCAACCGAUCGCUCUUCCUCUGCCAGGGCGUCGUCACCGUAUACUACCUUGUGAUCGGAAUUGUGAUCUACUACUUCUGCGGCUCCUACGUUUCCUCCCCCGCUCUUGGCUCUGCUGGUCCAGUCGUCAAGAAAGUGAGCUAUGGAUUCGCUCUGCCCGGCCUGCUGGUCAGCACAUUACUUUUCAUUCACAUCACCGGUAAAUACGUCUUCAUCCGAAUCCUCCACGGCUCGCGCCACCUAGCAGCAAACACCUUGACCCACUGGGCAGUCUGGCUCGGUUGCACCAUCGGCACCGCCAUCUUCGCUUAUAUCAUUGCGAGCGCCAUUCCUGUCUUCAGUGAUCUGGUUUCGCUCGUGGGUGCCCUCCUCGGCACUCCCAUGUGCUUCCAGCCAAUGGGUGGUAUGUGGUUGUAUGACAACUGGAGCAAGGGCAAGGAAAGUGGCCGGUCGCCCAGGUGGAUAUUCAUGGUCUGUUGGUGCAUCUUUGUCAUCGUGGCUGGAUUCUUCUUGAUGAUUGGAGGUACUUAUGGAUCCGUUGUUAGCAUUAUCAAAAGCUAUGCGGAAUCUGGAGGCUCGGCUGCCUGGUCUUGCGCCGAUAACUCUGUGUAG